AUGGAUGGCGGCUAUAAACAACAUCAACAGCAACAAAUAUUACAAACAACAAUACGCGCUAAUUUGGCGGAUAAGGAAGUGAACAACUUGAAGGAUCAAUUAACCACCAACACUGACACCACCACCAACACACUGGCCACCGCCAACAGCAGCGACAUACCAGCCGACAUAGACGACUUCAGCAGCGUGGCUGCCGCCGCACUUGCCGCCAAUAGCAGCGCAUCCACAACAACAACAGACAGCAACACCACCCCCACCACCACGUCCACCAGCAACACAAUCCCACCAAGCACCAAACUGCUUUCGCCCACCAACGCCACAUACAACAGUAUCGCCGCCGGCUUUAAUAGCCCGAAUAACAUACACAAUAAUAACAACAAUACAAAAUUGCUGAACAGCGUCGCUGCGGCGAUAACGUUACAUCAGAACGGUGGCAAUUUAUUGGCGUCCACCACAUUGCCGCCGCUGCUGCUGCCGCUGCCGCGUGUGGCAAUAGCAGCGUUUCACCGCUGA
Molecule: messenger RNA, 513 nt
Organism: Anastrepha obliqua
Lineage: Eukaryota; Metazoa; Arthropoda; Insecta; Diptera; Tephritidae
Product: dual specificity protein kinase shkD-like
Exons: 3
Coding region: 1-513 (170 amino acids)
Source: RefSeq, a predicted model, not a curated record